GUUUGGUAGGGUUCCAAAGCUGCCUGUGGAUGUCAUGUUCAGUAACAUUGAGAGAGACAGUGACGUUGUUGAUUAUGACAAAUAUGUAAAGAGGUUACGAGAUGACCUGAAGGAAGCGCUCUCUGUCGCUCAGAAAAACAUCGAUGUCAGUCAGCAGCGUCAAACUGAUUUGUACAACCAAAAGACGAAGGGUCAUAACAUUGAGUUGGGUGAUCAAGUUCUGCUAGCUAACAAAGGUGAACGAGGGAAGAGGAAACUAGCAGACAAGUGGGAGUCCACGCCCUAUAGGGUAGUUGCAAUGAACCCCCAGUGCCACAUUUACCGCAUUUGUAACACCAAAACGGGUCAGGAGAAAACUGUCCAUCGCAAUUUGUUGUUGCAAGCGAAUUUCCUCCCACUUGAGCUGGAGGAGCAUGAAACAUCGGAGAAUAGCGGUGGAUCUGUAUUUAGCAGUAGAAGUGGUUCAAUGGUUGAUGUUGCUGGUAUUGAAUCCGAGGUGUGUUCCUUGUCUGAGCGAGUCGCCAGUUGGGUGGAAGAGACUGCAGCUUGUGACAAUCCUCAACAGACAUUAUCCAUUGUGUCUGAUAGUGCUGAAUCACUAAACAUAGCCCCUGAGUCAUCGGGACAGGAGCAGUGGGUUCCAAAGGAUGACUGUACUGAGGAGAACAGUAGCAUGGGCUGCUUGGAUGAAGGACUGAGUCCUGAUUUGCAUACUUCGCGUUCUGAGGCAGUUCUCCAUAGUGACUCUUGUAGUUCCGCUGCUGAAGUUGUCAAGCCACCUCUUGGUCCCAGAGAAAUGUGGGUUCGGACCAGAGUGGGUAGGAUUGUGAAACCCGUCAACAGAUUGAUAGAGAACAUGGCCCAAUCCUUCAAAACUUUUGAUCCAGUUGGUGGGAUUGUAAGAUCUUUAUCGGGAUGAGAAUAUAGAGUACAAUAUUGUUUUAUAUUAUUUUGAGUUUUAUGAUUAGUCAAUGCAUUUCAGUAUGUUAUUCCAGAUGAGAGACGUGGUUCGUCUGAGAUGAAUGGUGUUUAAGGCACCCUUUGCAGGUGAUUGCAGUAAGCCUGAUCAACUUGCCGUAUUCACCUUCCCUGUGAGUGGGAGACAUGUUUUGUUGCACAACUUUCUGGAUAACAUUAGGUCUAAUGACUCCAGCGUAUACUUAUCCCUAUUAUGGUUAAAAUUCGUGAAGUUCAGGGGGGAGAAUGUAACUGGUGUGAAUAAUACAUUGAUUUAAUCUUGCUUGUUUUGCUUUUCCCUUUCUUAUUUGUAUAAUUAUUAAUUUCAUUUUUAUUCUUUUAUUUUAUUGUCCAUGAUGUUUUAACUCUCUUCCGUUUUGUUUUAUUAGUUUAAUGAACUUCACGAAUUCUUGUUCUUCGGUAAUUGUUCACAAAGGAAAAAAAUGUUAAAGUAGUGGAACUCUGUUGCCGAGGCUUUGUUUGGUGGGGGGAGCGAUAUUAGCUGGACACUUCAGGCUUUCUCUGCAUGCGACGUUGAUUGCCUCAGUCUACCUGUGUGCGAGGCUAACGAGCGCAUGUGUUAUACGGUUCUCCCUGUGAAUGACUCUGUGUGUGUGCCAGAGAGGGAGAAGUUGUCGCCUGUUUCACCCCCUGAUUAUUUCUCCUUGUUGCAGGUAUGUUGGUUGUUUAAUUCUGCUUACAAAAAUCAGUUUUAGUUGAUUGUUAACAAAUGUGUAUUGUAUGUAGAGUGCUACAUGAGAGGAAAAUCGAUUUAAUGAUUCAGGCUGUGCGUGAUGCACGUGGUGUAGCUUACAUAGGGUAGGAGGCUAACGUACUGAAUGUUUAAUUUUAAUAUGUAAUGAAAACAGUAUUGAUUUAUUUGUAUUGAAGGGUUUUAUAUUUAUAUUUUUUCUUUUUUUCGUUUAUAGUAUAUUUUGGGAUAUAGAUACUUUAAUUAAUGUUCAAGUUAAUGUAACAUGUUUAUUGUAUUUCAUACAUUAUUAUUAAGUGAUACGACCUAUGUAUGUGUGUAUAUGUGUAUAUAUAUAUAUAUGUGUAUAGUAAAAUGUUAUAUCGAUAUAUAUACAUUGUAAAAUGUUAUUUAUUUCAGUUAUUACCAUUUUGUUUAUAUGUAUGUUGAUUGCCUCAGUCUACCUGUGUGCGAGGCUAACGAGCGCAUGUGUUAUACGGUUCUCCCUGUGAAUGACUCUGUGUGUGUGCCAGAGAGGGAGAAGUUGUCGCCUGUUUCACCCCCUGAUUAUUUCUCCUUGUUGCAGAAAUAAAGAAAGCACUGAAUUUCAUCCCUGCAUGGUCG
This is a messenger RNA of Clarias gariepinus (North African catfish), 2272 nucleotides long. RefSeq lists its product as uncharacterized. The record is from RefSeq and is a predicted model, not a curated record. NCBI's taxonomy places the organism in Eukaryota, Metazoa, Chordata, Actinopteri, Siluriformes, Clariidae. The transcript is spliced from 2 exons. Bases 35 to 919 code for a protein of 294 amino acids.